Drosophila suzukii is the source of this 1828-nucleotide messenger RNA. Its product is annotated as integumentary mucin A.1. Gene Ontology annotation, cellular component: extracellular region. Gene Ontology annotation, molecular function: chitin binding. Lineage: Eukaryota; Metazoa; Arthropoda; Insecta; Diptera; Drosophilidae. The record is from RefSeq and is a predicted model, not a curated record.
GAGAAUUGGCACUUGGCCAGCCAUCACAAGUGAGUUGCUCUUCCCGGCAAACAGACAAACUAUGCUGGCAAAUAUACCUCUUAGGAUCUUUCUACUCGUCUGGAUUUCGGAAAGGGCCCUUGGGCAGACUGCCUGCUUCGACUGCUCCGCGACAAAUGAUCAAUACGCCUGUGUCAACGAAACUGCCUAUGGUUUUUGCUUCGGUCAAGGCACUGUGGACGAAAGCGCAGUGCAAAACUGCCGUGAUGGGUACUACUGCGUCCUGGCGGGAUUUUGUGCGUCUAUGGAUUCAGCGGAGCCAGCCUGUGCCACAGAUAUUUCUACGACCACAACGGAUAUAGUAACAGAUUCGACAACAGGUUCGAGUACCCAGGAAAUCUCAGAGUCCACAGAGACCACUACAAUGGAGACAACCACCACAUCUGAAAUAACAACGGAUUCGAGUACCCAGGAAACAGUAACCGAAAGCUCGACACAGCCAGUUACCACAGAUUCUACCACACCAGUAUUUUCUACGGAUUCCAGUACCCAGGAAACAGUAACCGAUAGUUCGACAUCGUCAGUUACCACAGAUUCUACCACCCCAGUAUUUUCUACGGAUUCCAGUACCCAGGAAACAGUAACCGAAACUUCGACAACACCAGUUACUACAGAUUCUACUACCCCAGAACUUACAACCGAUUCAAGUACCCAGGAAACAGUAACCGAAAGCUCGACAUCGUCAGUUACCACAGAUUCUACUACCCCAGUAAUUUCUACGGAUUCCAGUACCCAGGAAACAGUAACCGAAACUUCGACAACACCAGCUACUACAGAUACUACUACCCCAGAUCUUACAACGGAUUCGAGUACCCAGGAAACAGUAACCGAAAGCUCGACAUCGUCAGUUACCACAGAUUCUACUACCCCAGUAAUUUCUACGGAUUCCAGUACCCAGGAAACAGUAACCGAAACUUCGACAACGCCGGUUACUACGGAUUCUACUACCCCAGCACUUACAACGGAUUCGAGUACCCAGAAAACAGUAACCGAAACUUCAACAACGCCAGUUACUACAGAUUCUACUACCCCAGAACUUAUAACGGAUUCGAGUACCCAGGAAACAGUAACCGAAAGCUCGACAUCACCAGUUACCACAGAUUCUACUACCCCAGUAAUUUCUACGGAUUCCAGUACCCAGGAAACAGUAACCGAAACUUCGACAACGCCGGUUACUACGGAUUCUACUACCCCAGCACUUACAACGCUUUCCAGUACUCAAGAAACAACGGACUCUACAGUAACCGAGACUUCGACACCUCUUAACACCACAGUUUCUACCACUCCAAAAGUCACCACAGAAUCAAGUACAGAUUCCACAACACCUGCUAAUACAACCGAAACAAGCACUCUACCCACAACUUCUGAACUAUCUACUAGUACUCCAAGUACCACAACGGAAUCUUCGGAAGUAGAUCCCAACGUCUAUUGUGCAAAGAUCAGGAGCAAAGGAAACUCCCGAGUUGAGACAGAUACCACAUGUCAAAUGUAUGUGUACUGCUAUAAACUGAGCCAAGAUUACUUGGGUUGGCUAUAUUAUUGCAACACGAAUGAAUACUAUAACUCAGAUACAGAGGCCUGCCAAUCCACGCGACCAAGCAAUUGCUAGUUACCAAAAUGAAGACGAUUUUGUGAAAUUUCUCAAACUUUUUACAUAACUACCAAAAAGGUUAAAUAACUGAUCAGUUUUAGAACCUGACCUGCAUAUUCAAAUUUUCUGACCAUUAAAAAGACGAUUGCUGUAUCCGCACUCCAAGAAUCCAGGCCUUUCAGUUCAGGAGCUGGCAAU